AUGACAUAUUCUAUGCGUCCCGUUCAGCGGGAAGGGCGCAGGAUCGCCCGUUUUCUGCAACGGCGCGAUUCUAGCGCUAGCGCUUCCUUUACAUCUUCCACAUCUUCACCUACUAUCCCUGAAGGACCUGGGUUGGCACUUCCCCCAACAACGACGCCUGUAGCCACUUCAAAUAGUUUCCCUGCUUCAAAUCAAACCCUUGUCAUCGCACUUUCAAUCCUUGGGUUUAUCGUUCUCGGCAUUGCGUUCUGGUACAUACGAGUGCAGAGAAGGAAAUCCAUCAAGGGCGUCGUCAACGUCGCCGAUAGGGGAGAUGUAGAACGACAGAAAGAGAAAUGGCUCGCACCGUCUACAACUGUUCCCCUAGCUCUUGACACCAUCGUGGCACCAACUGGUGUUGGCUGGGCACCCCAGUUUCGCUCGAUUAGUGGUCCUGACUAUGUCAAAGAAGCUGCUAAAGAGUCCAAACCACCCCUUCCCAAGCGCUCGCGUUCUCCACCGCCAUCUCUCGUCUCUAAACCACUUGAGGAUCCCUUUGCUGAUCCCCGACCCAAGUCUGCUCCUCCAAAGUCACCCGUGACUCGUGAUGUGGAAGACCACAUUAGCAUUUCCUCUCCGUCAUCUCCUCAGCCCUACGCUCUUUCCGUGAGUGGGUAUCAGAUUAGAGGUCUCUGGACGAAAGAGAAGGGAACACGGGAUUCGGAAGUCUGA
Molecule: messenger RNA, 711 nt
Organism: Suillus subalutaceus
Lineage: Eukaryota; Fungi; Basidiomycota; Agaricomycetes; Boletales; Suillaceae
Exons: 2
Coding region: 1-711 (236 amino acids)
Source: RefSeq, a predicted model, not a curated record